This is a messenger RNA of Caenorhabditis briggsae, 885 nucleotides long. RefSeq names its product Protein CBR-SCPL-3 (gene Cbr-scpl-3). The transcript has 5 exons. NCBI's taxonomy places the organism in Eukaryota, Metazoa, Nematoda, Chromadorea, Rhabditida, Rhabditidae. The coding region runs from base 1 to 885 and encodes 294 amino acids. The record is from RefSeq and is a predicted model, not a curated record. Gene Ontology annotation, molecular function: phosphoprotein phosphatase activity.
AUGAAUAACACUAUUCCUGAAUUGGUAUGGCCAGUAGACAGAGAAGUCGAUGAAGAAGAGCUUGAUCAUCAUGAAGGACCAAUGAGAUUGGAUUAUGAUGCAAUGGUGAUGCUUGCAAACUUGCCACCCUUGGCAGAAGAAAUCCUGAGUAGGAAUGCAGCACUUCCAAUAAAGACAAGGUCUUCUGGAGAAUACACGCUGGUCUUGGAUUUGGAUGAAACUCUUGUUCAUUGCAGUUUGAAUUAUUUGGAUAAUUCAAACAUGGUGUUUCCAGUCGAUUUUCAAGGCAUGACUUACCAAGUAUAUGUUCGUAUUCGACCUUUUCUUCGAACUUUUUUGACUCGGAUGUCUAAAGUUUUCGAGAUUAUCGUCUUCACCGCGAGUAAGAAAUGCUACGCAAACAAAUUAUGUGAUAUCCUUGACCCGCAGAAAACAAUAAUCAAACAUCGAUUGUUUCGGGAGCAUUGUGUCUGUGUCUAUGGAAACUAUGUGAAAGAUUUGUCGAUCCUAGGAAGGGAUAUGACAAAGACAAUAAUUCUGGAUAACGCUAUUCAAUCAUUCGCUUAUCAAUUGAAUAAUGGAGUUCCCAUUGAGAGUUGGUUUCAUGAUCGAAAUGAUACAGAGCUCCUCAAACUAUGCUCAUUUUUUGAAACUAUUCCAGCAGAGGGUCGUGAUGUUCGUGAAAUCCUCCACCACAGAUACCGUCUUCGAGAUCACAUUCCAUUCUACAGUAUCAUCCAUCAGCAGGAAGGACCAGGCCAACUUCCAUUGUUUUUGCCCAUACCGAGAAUGGAUGCACCACCUGUCCAAGAAGAUGUUAAUCAAACCAACGAGCAAUUAAUAACACAAGUUGCCCAGAAACCUGCUCAAGUGGCACAGGGAUGA